Molecule: messenger RNA, 771 nt
Organism: Malus domestica (apple)
Lineage: Eukaryota; Viridiplantae; Streptophyta; Magnoliopsida; Rosales; Rosaceae
Product: mitochondrial pyruvate carrier 1-like
Biological process (GO): pyruvate import into mitochondria
Cellular component (GO): mitochondrial inner membrane
Source: RefSeq, a predicted model, not a curated record
CAAUAUUGUUGGUCCGCCGCCGAUCCGAGUUCACUCACCUAUUUCUACUUGGUGAGCUUCCCGGGAGCUGGUACCGCCCCACAAACGCUGCCCCUCCGAGAAGGUCAGAGACUUUUCCCUGUAAAUUAAACGCCGAUCGUCCCCAAUUGGAGUUCUCCGGUAAGGUAAGUUUGAGGAGCAAGUUUGAUCAUUUAAAACGAUUUUUCUAAAACCAUUGACGAUAAGAACAUAGAUUCUAAGCGGUAGAUAUCACAUAUGGCUUCAUUCCGAGCAUUCUUGAACAGUCCAGUUGGUCCGAAAACAACUCACUUUUGGGGACCUGUUGCAAACUGGGGAUUCGUUGCCGCUGGAUUGGCGGAUAUGAACAAACCUCCAGAAAUGAUUUCUGGCAAUAUGACAGCAGCAAUGUGCGUUUAUUCAGCGUUGUUUAUGAGAUUCGCAUGGAUGGUACAGCCUCGGAACUAUCUGCUUUUGGCAUGCCAUGUCUCAAAUGAGACUGUCCAACUCUAUCAGCUCUCUCGCUGGGCGAGGGGUCAGGGGUACUUAGCCCCGAAGAAAGAUGAAGCUGCAACCGAGUAACUUGCUGCUUCUUUUCAUUCCCUGCUCGUUCAUUGUUUUAGUUGCGAAUUUUACCGAAAACAGUGUUGAUCUUGUGCGAGGCGCAUGUGAUAAAAUUUGCUUUUGAUGUUAACUGAGCUAUCAAUCUCAGCAGAACAAGUUCUCUUGUCAUCCAUUUUCAUUCAAUGUCAUGCACUUCUUUUUGUUCAUAAA